GCAAACCAUAAACCUAUAUGGAUGGACUUUAGGUGAGCUCCGUGUCCCCGGCAAGAAAUACCCAACAGGCUGAAGCCCCUUGGAAGCCAUGUAUGUUGGCGGCUGUCAGUGCAUUGUGCAGGGUUUUACCUGCUGAGUGAAGCAGGAAGAGGAAGACUUGUCUAUUACCAUGCAGCCUUUCGCUUUACGUGGUGGGUAAGAAGUGGGUGACAGACAGACAGACAGACAGCUGGGAGACAUAUCCCUCACUGCUUCAUUACCAUGUCAUUGAAACUACCAAGAAACUGGGAAUUCUCCCUGAAACCUGAUUUUGGGAGAAUAGUCCGUUCGGUUAGCACAACGAUGAGUGACCAUUCUUUGUCAUCCGGACGGCUGCACAACUCCUUGGAGAAACCAGUGAAGAGCGGAUGGUUGAAGAAACAGCAGAAGACAUUUGUCAAGAAUUGGCAGCAAAAAUACUUCGUGCUAAAGGGACAAUAUCUCUAUUAUUACAAAGAUGAGGAUGACAGUAAGCCACAGGGUUCCCUGUUCUUACCUAGAAGCACAGUCAGUGAGGUCUCGGGUAGCCCUGACGAUGUGGGAAAAUUUAUCUUCGAGGUUAUACCAGGAUCAGGAAAAGAGACGAACAAAUCCAUACCGGAUGGCUAUAUCCUUAUGGCAAAUUCCCAGCCUGAGAUGGAGGAAUGGGUGAAAGGAAUCAAGAGAGCAGCAGGUUUCCCAUCAGGAGCUGUAUUUGGCCAGCGAUUGGUAGACACCAUAGCGUAUGAGAAGAAAUAUGGAAGGCAUUUGGUUCCUAUAUUAAUUGAAAAGUGUGCAGACUUUAUCCUGGAGAAAGGGCUUAAUGAGGAAGGGAUAUUCCGUCUCCCCGGACAAGACAAUCUUGUGAAACAGUUGAAAGAAGCCUUUGAUGCAGGAGAAAGACCUUCGUUUAGCAUGGAUACAGAUGUCCAUACGGUGGCUUCCUUGUUCAAACUGUACCUGCGGGAGCUGCCCGAACCUGUUGUCCCUUGGUCCCAGUAUGAGAACUAUCUUGCAUGUGAAAGAACAAUAAGUGUUGAUGAGGAGAAGGGUCACCAAGAACUAAUGAUGCAAAUAAAGAUUCUUCCUAAAGAGAAUUAUAAUCUCCUCAGCUUCAUAUGCAGGUUUUUGUAUGAAGUACAGAAAAACUCCGGUGUAAAUAAGAUGAGUAUAGAUAAUCUGGCCAUGGUGAUCGGAGUCAAUCUGCUGAAACCAAAGACAGAAGAGCCAGUUGCCCUCAUGACAGGUGCUCCUCAGAUCCAGAAGUUGAUGACAGUGAUGAUCAGCCACCAAGAUAAAUUCUUUCCUAAAACCAACGACCUGCUUAUAGAAUCCAAGACCCAGAAGAAUGAUCCCAAGAACAUGCAGAUGCCACGCAGCUCAGUAGGUUGGGAUGCAGCUGAAGAUAGUGUUUCACCUUUAGGAGACUCACCUAAUGCGCAUUUGAGACAUUAUUCCCAUGGUUCAUCCAUCUCAGAUGACAGUUUGUCUCUUAAAGAAGAAGACGAUUGUUCCUUGUUACCAAAUAACUCAGAAUCGUGGCAGAUGUACUCAAGAAAACGUACUCAGACUCUCCCCACCACAAGUUUUAUCAUGUCACAAAAGCUAGGUGGCAACAGUCCCAACAGCCUCAAAGAAGAAAUAUUCAGCAGUGAGUUCUGGUCAUCCCCAUAUGGGCAAAAGGCAUAUUUAUCCACUUCCCCUGGCCACAAAAGGACACUGUCAGAAGAGAUUUCCCAACACAGAAGGUCAACCUACGAUAAUGUCCCAUGUCCCCAAGAUGAAAGUGGGAAAAACACAAGGACAGGUGCAGUUAAUGAAAGUACUGUGAGUGGUGAUGUCAAAAAGCCAGCCGGCCAGCAGAGUCCCAACUACCUGAGAAAUGGUGUAUACUGCCUCAUUACUGAUAAUCAGGAUGACAACAAUUGUGGCAGGUUAGCCAGUGCUCUGGAGGAGAUGACGAUUCAACAGAAAAUACUUGAGGAUCGCAUGAAAAGCCUGGAGAAAGAAAACUUUGAUGUUUGGAAAAAAGUGGUUAAAUUAAACGAGGACCUGGAAAAAGAAAGGAACCAGAGGAAGGCGCUGGAAAUCACGCUGCAGAACAUGGAACGGUCACGAGAUGACGCAGAACGGAGAAACAAGCAGCUGGAGCAGGAGAUUCAGGGCUUUGUCAGAGCCAUGAGCCAAGCUGGGAACAAGCCAUGAGACAAGUCACACUGACUCCUUACUAGGGAGUUUUAGCUGUGGACCAUAUGUUUAAAAUAAAAAUGGAUGAACAACUUGGUAUCUUGGGGUUGAGGCUGGUUUGGGCUCCAGAAAACCAAAAGAGAAUGUGAAAAAAAUAUGCAACAAGUUUUCUUUCCCAGAUUUUCUAAGACUACAAGAAGGACUUCCAAUGCAGUGGACUUGACCGUGAACAUUAGCACUUUCAGGUGGAUUGUCUGGACUUAUACUGUAUAAAGUCUGCCAUCGACCAUGACUGCCAUAACUUA
Messenger RNA from Pseudophryne corroboree (corroboree frog), 2510 nucleotides. It is a transcript of the gene ARHGAP25, whose product is annotated as Rho GTPase activating protein 25. The record is from RefSeq and is a predicted model, not a curated record. NCBI's taxonomy places the organism in Eukaryota, Metazoa, Chordata, Amphibia, Anura, Myobatrachidae. The coding region runs from base 262 to 2223 and encodes 653 amino acids. The transcript has 11 exons. Gene Ontology annotation, cellular component: phagocytic cup. Gene Ontology annotation, molecular function: GTPase activator activity. Gene Ontology annotation, biological process: negative regulation of small GTPase mediated signal transduction; signal transduction; actin filament organization.